Messenger RNA from Phialemonium atrogriseum, 1579 nucleotides. RefSeq lists its product as uncharacterized. NCBI's taxonomy places the organism in Eukaryota, Fungi, Ascomycota, Sordariomycetes, Cephalothecales, Cephalothecaceae. The transcript has a single exon. The record is from RefSeq and is a predicted model, not a curated record. The annotation marks the transcript as partial.
GCAGCAGCAGCAGCAGCAGCAGCCACAACGUCCACCGCAGUCACAACAGCAGCAACAGCCACAGCAGCAACAAGAACAGUUACUAUAUCAACAACAGCAACAACUCCAGCAGCAGCAGCAACAACUGCUAUGUCAACAGCAACUGCAACUCCAGCAGCAGCAGCAGCAACAGCAGCAACAGCACCAGGAAUAUCUCAAACUGGGAGUCGACAUUGUGGACAAGAUAUUCCAGUCGCAAAGGCCCAACAACUCAGGGGUCCCAAAUCCCGGAUAUCAACCUCCUCCGAGCGGACCUAUUCAAGCCCCGCCACAACGUCUGUUCCAACCCGAACCGCAGGAGCAGCAAGGGGAUACAACCAUCAUUGUACAAAAUCAAGAUCAGUACGUGCUCCAGCUCGAUCCGCAACAGCAGCAGGGCGGCGGGCUGCCGGACCAACAAGGAGGAGAUACAACCACUGUCACGGUCGAAGACGGCCCCGUCCACGAGCCGACAUACAACGAGACGACAUGCACCGACGUCAACGUGGACGUCAACGUGGACGUAGACGUGAGCGUCAACAUAGACAUGGACCUCUCGUCCCAGGCGAACGCCGACGCCUCCGGUGGCAUGUACGACAGCAGCACAUACGUCGCCAUGGACUCCACCGUGGUCACCGACUCGGCCCUCGUCACGUCCGACGGCAACGCAUCGUACACGGAGACGAGUUACACGGACAUGGACGUGUCCAGCUACGUGGACAACAUCACCGCCGAUGCGUACGCCAACAACGCGAUAAACAUGGCCUUGAGUAAUGCGGCGGGUUAUGUCGGGUCCGACGGCAACGCGGCAUACACUGGAACGAGCUACGCGAACGACAUUACCGCCGAUGCCUACGCCAACAACGCGAUAAACAUGGCCUUGAGUAAUGCGGCGGGUUAUGUCGGGUCCGACGGCAACGCGGCAUACACGGGAACGAGCUACGCGAACGACAUCACCGCCGAUGCCUACGCCAACAACGCGAUAAACAUGGCCUUGAGUAAUGCGGCGGGUUAUGUCGGGUCCGAUGGCAACGCGGCAUACACUGGAAUGAGCUACACGGACGACAUCACCGGCGAUACCUACGUCAACAACGCGAUGGACAUGGCCUUGAGUAAUUCGGCGGAUUAUGUCGGGUCCGGAUAUGAUGGGUCUGGGUGGGGGGAUGACUUCUGAGCAAUAUCCACCGCCGAUUGCUUUCGUGUGCUGGGCGUUGUACUGCCUCUUUCCCCUUUUCUUUUCUUUUCUUUUCUUUUCUUUUUGUCCUUGUCAAAUACACCUUGGAUACCUGUCAGUAAUAUCGGCUUGCCCUGUCGCUAUACCCCUUUCUGUCAGUUCGGUUUCAUGGCCAAGAUUGAUACCACACAUAGCGCGGUUGUUCAGGAUGUCGGAUUUAAUAUAAUAACGGGAUUGCUAUCUUUGAUCUGGAGACACUCUCCACUGGAACAAGACAAGCGAGAGAUGUGAAGGCACGUUAUUCAUUUGUAUGGCCCUUCUCACGGGGCUGUCUGGCUGGCUGGCUGGCUGGCUGGCUGGCUGGCUGGCUGGCUGGCUACCUUGCUA